UUGCUACAUAAGUAUUUGUUAAACAUUUGUGAUCAUUGUUACAGAAUUCUGGAAUAAAAUAUUCUAAAAUGUUUGGAAUAGUUGAUUUUAUAAUUUUCUUUUUAACAAUAUUCGUUUCAUUUUGUAUCGGACUGUUCUUUGCUGUCUGGGAAAGGAAUAGAAAUACAACCGUUGACUAUUUUCUGGCUGGUCGAAAGUCGAGUACACUUCCAGUAGCACUUUCUUUUGUCGUAAGUUUCCAGUCGUCAUUACUCGUAUUAGGAUUUCCAGCUGAAGGAUAUGCAUACGGUGUUGGAAUUGCUUAUUAUGCAGUCGGAAUAUUCAUUGCCUAUUCGGUUGCCGCUGUUGUUAUUGUUCCUGUAUUUUAUCCUUUAAAGCUUCUAAGUGUUUAUGAAUAUUUUAAUUUACGUUACGGUAACAAUAUACUACGUUACCUGACGCUGGCAUUUGGAAUGGUCUAUACAAUUUUUUACAUGGCAACAGUUACUGUUGGAACAUGCGUUGCUUUGCAAGUUGUAAUGGGAAUUCCACCAUGGGGUACAAUUCUUUUGUACACAAUGGUAACAGCAGUUUAUACUUCGAUUGGCGGAAUCAAAGCCGUAAUAUGGACGGAUGUGUUUCAAUUGAUAAUAAUGCUCGCUGGAAUGAUUGCGGUUUUAGUAAAAUCUACAAUUGACACCGGCGGUUCAGAAAGUGUCAUGAAAUAUGCAAAAGAGAGAUUUGAUGCCACAGAUUUUCGAUUUGACCCGACUAUACGGUAUCAGUUUUGGAACGUAUCUGUUGGAACCAUAUCUGCGGUCUUGUAUAUGACAUUAACUCAGCCGGCAAUGCAAAGAGUCUACUGUGUUUCCAGUGCAAAACAAGCCAGCAUUCUUUAUUUCGUAGCUACACCAUUUUACAUCUUACUUACUUUAAUUGCAGUGUUUGAAGGACCUGUAUUAUUCGGCUAUUUCUCCGGAAAAGGUUGCGAUGUUUUGGAAGCAGGUAUUAUAAACAACAUGAAUGCAAUUGUACCCUUUGCUGUUUUGGACUUAUUUCGCAACCAACCUGGAUUAGCGGGGUUGUUUACUGCUUCAUUAUCAAGUGCUGCAUUCAGCACUCUGUCGUCAUGUCUAAGUAGUCUUUCAGCGGUCACAUAUGAAGACAUCAUCAAAGUCAACUUUCCACAAAUGAAGCCACUUAAAGCAACAAGAAUAUCAAAAACAAUUGUGUUACUUUACGGCAUCUUGUCGAUGGUAAUAUCAUUUGCAAUAUUACACAUUCCUGGAUCUAUAUCUGUCAUCUUCAAUAGUUUCAUGGGUUGUAUGGACGGGCCUCUGUGCGCAAUCUUUUUGAUGUCAUUGCUAUGCCGGAGGGCAACAACAAAGGGUAUGUCUAUUGGUCUAAUACUUGGAUGUGCUCUUGUCUUUUGGAUAAAUGUAGGCGGAAAUUUUACUAAAUUAGACCCGUAUCCAUAUCUACCACCAGGUCCAACAGACCAAUGUCAUAUAUAUCAAAACAAAUUAGCGGUUUAUCCAAGUACAUCAAACAAUGAUGUUUUCAACACUAGCAUUACUUCCCAACUGGCUACCAUGACUCGAGGUGAAGUUACCACCACUACGGGCACUUUAAGGAAUCCAUCAUCAUUGCAAAAGUUUUAUAGUAUAUCGUACAUUCUUUACUCAUUGAUUGGGUUUUUAUCAACAACAUUCAUCGGAUAUGCUAUCAGUUUAUGUACAGAAAAACAAGCGGAUCUAGAUGAGAGAUGUAUUUUCUCAUUUAAAAAACAUGUUAUGGACAAGUUCUUUGUCAGUAAGAAAAAUAGUGGUGCACAUCUUCAAUGUGACACAGCAACGAGUGAAGAAGAAUCAAAAUUUUUGUAAAACACUGUUUAAAUGGUGUUUGACCAACAGUUGAUAUUGAAAAAUGUUCAGGAUAAAAUUAUAAAUGUGCCUAUAAUAUAAAAAGACUGUCCCACUCUUUUAAUAAACUGGACGUUAUAGGUAAAUUCUAAUAGAUAUUUACAGAAAUUUUAUUUGGAUCUGUGCAUUAUUUAUUGUAAAUUAUUAAAUAAAAAGAAUUAUGACAAAAUGAAAACUUAUUUUGAUAUUCAUUUGUUCACCCUUGGAUGGGCAUAAUGUCACUUAAUACACAAUAUAAAAAAACAUAUUUAUCCUAUGACAUACUAUUUGUUUUAGUCAAUGAU
Ruditapes philippinarum (Manila clam) is the source of this 2185-nucleotide messenger RNA. RefSeq names its product sodium-coupled monocarboxylate transporter 2-like. The coding region runs from base 69 to 1862 and encodes 597 amino acids. Gene Ontology annotation, molecular function: symporter activity. Gene Ontology annotation, cellular component: membrane. The transcript has a single exon. NCBI's taxonomy places the organism in Eukaryota, Metazoa, Mollusca, Bivalvia, Venerida, Veneridae. The record is from RefSeq and is a predicted model, not a curated record. Gene Ontology annotation, biological process: transmembrane transport; sodium ion transport.